CCUGCAUCACUCUGGGUAUAAAACACUUAAGAAUGUCUGAGUUCAGUCAGAUGCCAAGAAGCAAUCAGCAAGCAACUGCCUUACCCAAGAUGCCACUCAUCAAGCUCUGCUUCGCUCCGGCACUCCUGCUCCUAGUGCUCAGCUGUCCUCUGUGGCAAGUCAGCCAGUCUCUGCCAAUGAUGGGUAAAGGACCGAUGACAGACUCAUGUGUCUCAUAUGGACGAACACUUCUACAGAACAUCACUGAUGCUCUCACACAAAAUAACCUGUUCAGUGGGAUCGACUGCACAAAGCAGGGUAUGGAACUGAACACGGAGACAAACACGCCAUCUGUGUGUGCCCCGAAGGAAUCAACAUGCUCUGGAUUCGCUAAAGCAAAAUUCGAUCAGGAGUCAUGUCUGACAAACAUUGGGGAGGAUCUGCAUCACUACUACAAAUUUCUCGCAGCUCAGCCGGACCCUGAAAGUUUACUUGGUCCAACUGUUCUGGUCAGCCUCAGAGAAUUCAUGGAGAACUGCUUCGCAUGGUCCCUGCCCACAGACUUGGCCUCAGCGCAGGCUGCUGCAGACCGUCUCAGCACCUACGAUGAAAGGCUGAGGCUCUGCAAAGUGCUGAAGGGCUUCCAUGUCCGCACCAUCACAAUCAACAGAGUCAUUGGAUACAUGAACUCUGGCGAACACACCAAAUGA
This is a messenger RNA of Xiphias gladius (swordfish), 689 nucleotides long. RefSeq names its product interleukin-12 subunit alpha-like. Gene Ontology annotation, cellular component: extracellular region. Gene Ontology annotation, molecular function: growth factor activity; interleukin-12 receptor binding. The coding region runs from base 33 to 689 and encodes 218 amino acids. NCBI's taxonomy places the organism in Eukaryota, Metazoa, Chordata, Actinopteri, Istiophoriformes, Xiphiidae. Gene Ontology annotation, biological process: immune response. The record is from RefSeq and is a predicted model, not a curated record. The transcript is spliced from 7 exons.